AUGGCGGCUCCUGCUCUGUCCUGGUGUCUGUCCCUCCUUGUCCUCCUCUUGCCCCUGGCCAUCCCUCGGGCAUCUACAUCGGUGAACGAUGCUUCCAAGCUCACGUGCUUCUACAACUCGAGAGCCAAUAUCUCCUGCGCCUGGAGCUGGGAUGGGGGACUGCAGGUCACGACCUGCCAUAUCCGUGCCCAGCCGGAUAAAAGGCAGUGGAACGAAUCCUGUGAGCUGUUCCCAGUGAAGCCGGGAUCCUGGGCAUGUAACCUCAUCCUAGGACCCCCAGAUUCUCAGAAACUGACCAUAGUUGACGCCAUCAACUUGACCGUGAUGUGCCGCGAAGGGGAGAGGUGGAGGAUGAUGAUGACCCAGAAUUUCAAGCCCUUUGACAACAUUCGUCUGAUGUCCCCCCACUCCCUCCAAGUCGUCCACAUAGGGACCCACAGAUGCAACAUAACCUGGAAUGUCUCCCAGUUCUCCCACUACAUUCAAAGCAGUGUGGAGUUUGAGGCCCAGACAAGGUCCCCGGGCCACAGCUGGGAGGACACCCCACUGCUGAGCCUCAAGCAGAACCAGCAAUGGCUCUCUCUGGAGACGCUGGCUCCAGACACGCUGUAUGAGCUUCAGGUGCGGGCCAGGCCCCAGCUAGGCAACCACGAGGCUUGGAGCCCCUGGAGCCAGCCCCUGGUCUUCAGGACGAGGCCUGAAGCAACCAGGAAGAAGACCCCGCCGCCCCUUCCGUCGACGGGCCACAUCGUGUUGGGCCUCAGCUGCGCUUUUUGUUUCGCCGUCUUGGUUUACCUUCUGACCAGCUUUCGGUACAACGGGCCGUGGCUGAAGAAGGUUCUGAAGUGUCACAUCCCAGACCCCUCGGAGUUCUUUUCCCAGCUGAGCUCCGAGCAUGGAGGAGAUUUCCAGAAGUGGCUCUCCUCGCCCUUCCCUUCAUCCUCCUUCAGCCCCAGCGGCCCAGUGCCCGAGAUCUCCCCACUGGAGGUGCUGGACAGGGACGCCAAGGCCACGCAGCUGCUCCUUCUGCAGCAGCAGGACAAGGGCUCGCCAUCCUCAACCGAGACCAGCGGCCACUCGGUGACCAGCUGCUUCACCAACCAGGGCUACUUCUUCUUCCACCUCCCAGACGCCCUGGAGAUCGAGGCCUGCCAGGUGUACUUCGCCUACGACCCCUUCAUGGAGGAGCCCGAUCAGGGUGGGCCCGGGGUGCCAGAGGGGGCUCUCCUCCCACCCCUGCCGCCUCCGCCAGGGGAGGAGGAUGCCUACUGCACCUUCCCCCCUGGGGACGACCUGCUGCUCUUCUCCCCCAGUCUCCUCGGUGGCCCAGGCCCCCCGAACACUGCCCUGGGGGGCAUUGGGGCUGGUGAAGAGAGGCUGCCCCCCGCCCCGCAGGAGGGAGUCCCUGGAGACUGGGCCCCCCAGCCCCUGGGGCCUCCCCCGCUAGAAGCCCCUGACCUGGUGGAUUUGCAGUCACCCCCGGAGCAUGCGCUGGGAGAAGCAGGAGAGGAGGUGCCUGUCCCCAGCCCGAGGGAGGGGGCCAGCUUCCCCUGGGCCAGCUCUCCUGGGCAAAGCCAAGUCCGGGCCCCCACCUCCUGCCUGACCCUGAACACCGAUGCCUACCUGUCCCUCCAAGAGCUCCAGGAUCAGGACCCGGCUCACACAGUGUAG
Messenger RNA from Physeter macrocephalus (sperm whale), 1671 nucleotides. RefSeq names its product interleukin 2 receptor subunit beta (gene IL2RB). Lineage: Eukaryota; Metazoa; Chordata; Mammalia; Artiodactyla; Physeteridae. Gene Ontology annotation, biological process: cytokine-mediated signaling pathway. Gene Ontology annotation, molecular function: cytokine receptor activity; interleukin-2 binding. The coding region runs from base 1 to 1671 and encodes 556 amino acids. The transcript has 9 exons. The record is from RefSeq and is a predicted model, not a curated record. Gene Ontology annotation, cellular component: membrane; external side of plasma membrane.